AUGAUUGUCGACCGCGCCCGUGAACAGAUGAGUAGGCAACGACGGCCCCCCAUAACUGGCUCGCCGUCGAGUGUGGAGGCUAUUUUGAAUGAGGAUAUCAUUCGGUUUUGUGGUGAAAAUGUCGUAAUGUUUUCGUCACUGGAACGUCUCCAACCAAGAGUUUCCGAUUAUGAUCCAACCAAAGUCACGCGCUUGAGGAUUUUUAACAAAUUUACAGUUUACUAUGGAAUCCAUUUCUGUAAUGGAACUGCUUCGAUGUCUGUCAAUAGUGGCUUUUCAGUAAUCGUUCAAAAAACGCAAUCGCCCGCAACGUGCUUGCAAAGUCCGCAGCAGGGGAGUCACCGGCCACCGUGCUUUAUCCCAAAGCACGCGGUCUCCGCCUCUGGCGCUCUCUGGGUUACAGUAUCUCGUCACGUUCAAGCCUCCUACUCAUUUUAUUCCUCACCCAUGUUCAAAGCAAAUUGA
Messenger RNA from Angiostrongylus costaricensis, 465 nucleotides. Lineage: Eukaryota; Metazoa; Nematoda; Chromadorea; Rhabditida; Metastrongylidae. The record is from the annotation of a GenBank genome assembly.